CUUCUCCUCAACUACAAUUCAAGUAUAUCCAUAAAAUGAAGCUCCCAAGUAUAUAUAAGGUAGGACCGCCGUGUCAGUGAAUGACAGUCGACUGCUUCUCAUAGCGGCAAGCGGAAAAAGAGCAUAAAGAUGUUACUGGGAACAUUGGCUUUGGUAGCUUUUUUGGCUCUUGAGGUCACCGCUGAUCAUGAAUGGUGGCAGACAAUGUCGCUAUAUCAGGUGUACCCGAGGAGUUAUCGAGAUAGCGAUGGUGACGGUAUAGGCGAUCUUGAUGGUCUGGCUGAUAAUUUGGUUCAUCUAAAAGACGCAAACAUCGAUGCAUUUUGGUUAUCUCCCUUCUAUCCAAGCCCUAUGGUUGACUUUGGGUAUGACAUCUCAAAUUUUGUCGAUGUAGACCCGAUUUUUGGUAAUCUGGCCGAUUUUGACAAACUCGUUUCCAAAGCUCACAAUUUGGACAUCAAGGUCGUUGUUGAUUUCGUACCGAAUCAUAGUUCUGAUAAACACGACUGGUUCCAGAAGAGUGUUAAAAAUAUUAAACCGUACAAUAACUAUUACAUUUGGAAAAACGGUACCCGUCAUCCCAAUGGAACUGUCACUCCACCAAAUAACUGGAUCAGCGUAUUCGGUGGUUCAGCAUGGGAGUGGAAUGACGAAAGACAGGCCUUUUAUUUUCAUCAGUUUGCCCCACAACAGCCUGAUCUCAAUUACUACAGUGAAGAACUUAUAGAGGAAAUGAAGAAUGCCUUGAGAUUUUGGUUGAAUAGGGGAGUCGAUGGGUUCAGAGUCGAUGCAAUGCCGCAUCUCUGCGAGGAUUCCAGAUUUCUCGAUGAGCCACUCAGUGGUUUGACCGAUGAUCCAAGCAACUUCGAUUACCUUCAACACAUUUACGUAAAAGAUCAGGCAAGAUCGUACGAAAUUGUCAAAGGUUGGAGAACAGUACUUGAAGAGUACAAACAAGAAGAUGGGAAGUCCAGAGUCAUGAUGAUCGAGGCAUAUACAGAUACAGAGCACACUAUGAAAUUUUAUGAAGCUGGUGCAGAUUUCCCUUUCAAUUUUUGGUUGAUUACCAUGGUGAACGAGAAUUCGUCAGCUGCUGAUUUCAAGAACGUUGUAGAUAGUUGGAUGUCAAAUAUGCCCAAAGGUUCAACCCCCAACUGGGUGGCAGGAAAUCACGAUAACAGAAGAAUAGCGACACGAUACGGCCCUCGACGAGCUCAAGCGAUAACAGCUAUGACUCUUCUUCUACCUGGCAUCGGGGUUACUUAUUACGGCGAUGAAAUCGGAAUGGUAGACACUUGGAUUUCGUGGGAGGAUACCCAAGAUCCCCAGGGAUGUGGUGCGGGGAAAAAAAAUUACGAGUCGUACACUCGAGAUCCGGAACGAUCACCGUUUCAAUGGAACAAUUCUACUUCAGCCGGGUUCUCUAGUAACGUAAGUACUUGGUUGCCUGUCAACGAUAAUUACUUAACCGUCAAUCUUGAGAAUGAGAAAGCCGCCGAUGACUCGUACUUCAAACUUUACAAAGACAUUUCAGCAUUAAGAAGAUUGCCAGCGAUUCGAGAGGGUAAUCUUAGUACUCGUCUUCUGAACAGCAAUGUUUUUGCAUUUUCCAGGGAAACGGCCGGUGAGAGAUCCGUCUACGUCGUUCUGAACUUUAGCUCCGAACCACAAAUCGUAGAUCUAACAGCUUUCGAUAAGAUAUCCUCUAAACUUGAAGUUUAUCGAGCAUCUUUGAGUUCCAGCGUGGUUCCCGGAGAUAACGUGAAUGUGUCUGGUGCCAAAAUUCCUGCGAACGGCGUCGUAAUUUACGUAGCUUCCGAAACGACGUAAUUGCUUGAAUAAAAAAAGAGUCUCCAGUUCUGCAUUAUUUCAAAACUAAAUGCUGAUCGUUCUUAAGGUGAGGAAUGACCGCCCCUUGACAAUGAUUUAUUCCCGAAAUACGAAUAUUUUGUUCAUCUAUGAGCUAGCGUUUACUCUAAGUAUAUUUCUAUUAUUCUUUCCUAUAGUAGUUCAGUAUAUUCGUUAAUAUGAUGCGUAUAAUGAUACGAUUGAAAUAUUCAAAUGAAAUAUAUGUUAUCGACUAUAACCAUUCUAUGUAUAUGUUCUUGUAAGCUCGAUUUGUAAGAAUGAAAUAUAUUCAUAUUAAAAAAACAUCAUAA
Venturia canescens is the source of this 2159-nucleotide messenger RNA. RefSeq names its product alpha-glucosidase-like (gene Hbg3). Lineage: Eukaryota; Metazoa; Arthropoda; Insecta; Hymenoptera; Ichneumonidae. The transcript is spliced from 9 exons. The coding region runs from base 130 to 1830 and encodes 566 amino acids. Gene Ontology annotation, biological process: carbohydrate metabolic process. The record is from RefSeq and is a predicted model, not a curated record.